Thermothelomyces thermophilus ATCC 42464 is the source of this 1276-nucleotide messenger RNA. RefSeq lists its product as uncharacterized. Lineage: Eukaryota; Fungi; Ascomycota; Sordariomycetes; Sordariales; Chaetomiaceae. The record is from RefSeq and is a predicted model, not a curated record. Gene Ontology annotation, cellular component: SNARE complex; plasma membrane. Gene Ontology annotation, biological process: vesicle-mediated transport; vesicle fusion. Gene Ontology annotation, molecular function: SNAP receptor activity; syntaxin binding. Bases 564 to 917 code for a protein of 117 amino acids. The transcript is spliced from 4 exons.
GUUUCUCAUUUAACCUCAGUCCCUAAGCGAGAAGAGUGCAGCUCAUUGGAGAUUGCUGAUAUUACGGAGUAUUCAUCACCAACAAAUUCCAUCUCUUCCAGAACAAAGCCUUGCAUGCGCCUACUUGCUUGCUUUGAUACGGACUGGCUCUUGGCAGAGUGGCUCGGCUGCCUGACAGGUGGCUCUGAGCCCUUCUAAGUGGUUGCUCCACUAUCAGCUUACGGCUGAGUUCCCCAUUAAAUCUGUUAGCGGAUACCUCGCACAAUUCAGCGGGUAUCUCGGUGGUUCGAGCGCCACCUGCCAGCGGCGUGUGCCCCCCGGUAACCCCCCUGGUCAGAUGUAUGGCUGGCGUGUCGCCUGAAGAAAACAGGUUCGUCAGUCAUCGGCGCAGCCAACUCCUCCAGCAACCCGCUUCAUUCCGCCAUCUCUGCACCAAUCUCGAGCACAGUUGCCAUCACUUCCCAAUAGCGCGCCGAAUUCCUCACCAAACCGAGCAUUUGCUCUUGCGAUUCCUGCACACUGCGACUUUGAUCCAUCGAUAGUCGUCGUCUGCGAUUGUCAAAAUGUCCACGUCGCCCUACGAUCCUUACAUCCCGAACAGCUCCAGCGGGCCCGGCGAGGGGGCUUCGGCGGGGAACUCGAGGUUCGAGGAGGCUAACAAGGAAAUCCAAGCGGCCAAGCUUGAGCUUCAGAAGAAUGCGGAGAGGCUCAUGGACCGGAGGGAAAGAAUCGAAGACCUACAUGAACAGUCGAACAAGCUGGCCGAUUCCGCCCAGACCUUCCGUCGCAGCGCCAACAGGGUCCGGAAGCAGAUGUGGUGGAAGGAUAUGAAGAUGCGUAUUUGGCUCGGCAUCGGCAUUAUUGUCCUCCUCGCGAUCAUCAUCAUUCCAGCAGUCGUUACCUCGACGAAGAAAUGAUCCCAGCGAUGACCGUGACGACUUUGAACUGGUUGUAAAGCAAGACGGAAAGGAUAUAAGCCGUGGAUUGGCUCCCGCCGGGAUGAAUCGUGCUCGUUUGGAAUUUUCAUGUUUUGGGCCUUUGCUUUUUGAUUUCGCGGUCUCGGGGCUGGUCGCGCAGACUAGCCGUGGGUCGCUUGGCGUUGCGUGGAUCUCAGCAUGGAGCAACACUGUCACUUCCAACGGAGGUAGCUGUACUUAUGAUGGGUCGAGGGAGCAGGUUCCCUUGGGCAAUUAAUCGAGAUGGUGGUUAUGAUGAGCAUUCACGACUCUUCUUAGUACCAGAAGGGGAAAGCAACGCGCUUCUGUACAUGCUGUGC